UGUUACCGUUAGCGCAACAACUGAUUCAGCUGCUGUUGCCCAAUUCCUAGUUCAGUGAGCUACAUACAUUAAAUAGGUUAGCAGUUCUACGGACAGUGCAAAAAUAUGUGUGGUUGUUAAAGAGUCAAAAGUAGAGAGUUCGGUAUUUUGUGGCGCUUUUCAUUAGCAUUUUCUGCAUAGUUUCUUUGUGAAUUUGAGAAUUGUUGAAAAAUAUGGAUUGGCAAAAGUGUGUGAUUUAAGCAUUUGGAAACUAGCAGAGCUGGCGGGCGACGGCGACGGCGAGGGCUAAACUAAAACGACGACGACGUUUUGGCCAGGGAUUAGGACAUCGUCGCAACGGCGAUGUCACCGACCGGACAAAUAGCAAAGACGCCCACGCCACACGACAACGAUAACAAUAGCAAUAACGAUCAGCGUGAAACAUGGAGCGGCAAGGUGGAUUUUUUAUUAUCGGUUAUUGGAUUCGCCGUCGAUUUAGCAAACGUCUGGAGAUUUCCCUAUUUGUGCUACAAAAAUGGCGGUGGCGCCUUUCUAGUGCCCUACUGCAUUAUGCUGAUUGUGGGUGGAAUACCGCUCUUCUACAUGGAGCUCGCCCUGGGACAGCACAAUCGUAAGGGCGCCAUCACAUGCUGGGGCCGUUUGGUGCCGCUGUUCAAGGGCAUUGGCUAUGCAGUGGUGCUGAUUGCCUUCUAUGUGGACUUCUACUACAACGUGAUCAUCGCGUGGUCGCUGCGCUUCUUCUUCGCCUCGUUCACCAACGUGCUGCCCUGGACAUCGUGCAACAACAUAUGGAACACGCCCAACUGCAAGCCGUUCGAGGGCCAGAAUACGCGCCCUUUGGUUGGCAAUCUGAGCGAUUUCUAUGCCUUCAACAAUCAGAGUUUGUUCUUUGCCAACGAGUCGUAUACGAAUGUUACCUUUGCCAGCCUGGCACCCGUUCUGCCCGUCGAGCGAUUCCAAUCGGCUGCCUCCGAGUACUUUAACCGCUACAUACUCGAGCUGAAUCAGAGCGAGGGCAUUCACGAUCUGGGCAAGAUACGCUGGGACAUGGCCCUGUGCCUGCUCAUCGUCUAUCUCAUCUGCUACUUCUCUCUGUGGAAGGGCAUCAGCACCUCCGGCAAGGUGGUCUGGUUCACGGCGCUCUUUCCGUAUGUGGUGCUACUCAUACUGCUGAUACGCGGCAUCACCUUGCCGGGCUCUGCCAAGGGCAUUCAGUAUUACCUGAGCCCCAACUUUGAUGCCAUCUACAAGGCGGAGGUGUGGGUGGAUGCUGCCACCCAGGUGUUCUUCUCCUUGGGUCCUGGAUUCGGUGUGCUGCUCGCCUAUGCAUCCUAUAAUAAAUAUCACAAUAAUGUGUACAAGGAUGCACUGCUCACCAGUUUCAUCAACUCUGCAACGAGCUUCGUCGCCGGCUUCGUGAUAUUCUCCGUGCUGGGCUACAUGGCGCACACGUCGGGCGUGCGAAUCGAGGAUGUGGCCACGGAGGGGCCAGGCCUGGUCUUUGUCGUCUAUCCGGCUGCAAUUGCCACCAUGCCGGGCAGCAUCUUUUGGGCGCUCAUCUUCUUCAUGAUGCUGCUCACGCUGGGACUGGACAGCUCGUUUGGCGGCUCGGAGGCCAUUAUCACCGCCUUGAGCGACGAGUUCCCCAAGAUCAGGAAGAACCGGGAGCUCUUUGUGGCCGCACUGUUCUCGCUGUACUUUGUGGUGGGUCUGGCCAGCUGCACUCAGGGCGGCUUCUAUUUCUUCCACUUGCUGGAUCGCUAUGCCGCCGGCUACUCCAUACUCGUGGCGGUGUUCUUCGAGGCGAUUGCCGUCUCCUGGAUCUAUGGCACGAAACGCUUCAGCGAUGACAUACGUGACAUGAUCGGCUUUCCGCCGGGCAUGUAUUGGCAGGUGUGCUGGCGCUUUGUGGCGCCCAUUUUCCUGCUCUUCAUAACGGUGUACGGCCUGCUGGGCUACGAGCCGCUGACCUACGGCGACUACGUCUACCCGGACUGGGCCAAUGCACUCGGCUGGAGCAUAGCCGGCUCCUCGGUCACAAUGAUACCGGCCGUGGCCAUCUACAAGCUGAUUGUAACACCGGGCAGCUUCAGGCAGCGACUGCGCACCCUCACCACCCCGUGGCGGGAUCAGCAGCUGGCGGUGAAUGGCGUUGCCACCGAGGUGACAGUGACCCUGGUCCGCCUGGCCGACACCGAGGCGAACGAUGCGGCCGACGUCUGAGCUCGACCCACGGCACGUUUUCAGAUAUACUACGUGUAGAGCAUUUGGAAAUUUACCAACAACUUCAAGAUUAGUAUUAACCCUAGCCUGAAUGUGUGUGAAUCAAUGUAUGUGUGUUAUUGCAGUAGCGGCAGCUAGAAUUGAUUUAAUUUACACUUUCGGCUUAGCUCUUAGGCAGUCUAAUGCACUAGGAAUCUAAUGCAAAUUUCGCAUACAACGUACUUACUUAGGUUUCGACACCAAACAAUGUUGUAGCUCAAAACCAUAAGCCUACAGUUAAGACUAGCCAGUAGUUUCGUAUUGCGCUGUAUUCACAGUGGCGCCAAUAAAUACACACACACUACUCACGCAUACACCUGUACACACAUAUAUAUUAUGCAUACUGUAUGAAAGUAUGUUUGUAUAUUCACCAAAACGCUGUGUAGAUAAUACAGAAGAAAUAUUUAAGUAGACAGUUGUAAUGUUGUUCGAAUGUAUGUAUGUAUGUAAUGGUGUGCACAUGCCACAGGGAAUUAAAGGUACGAUUAGCAGCUCACAGGACCCUUAACUGGAUGUCAGAGUUCGUAUACACACAUAAAUAGCUUUAUUAUAUAGUCUGUGUCUGUGUAGCCGAAGCAGGCAAAGCAAUCAAUAGCUUAUGCCACAUAAUUGAUACAAAUAUAUAUAUACAUAUACAUAUAUAUACACAUAUAUGAGUCCCUGCCAAAUAAUUUAUACGCUUAACGGUCGAGCAAAGUCCUUUUCACACAGCCAUAAAAGGAUUUUGCUCAACUCCUAGUAUUUACAUAUAAAAAUAUACUGAAUCUGUUUGUUGUUGCGUUGAGUCACUCUCUGUUUGACUUCGUCAACCUCGUCUAAUCCCUAAGUGUUACCUUUGAUAAUGUUUACACAAAAGCAAAGUCGCCAGCCAUCGACCUUGCUUUGACUCUUUACCGCUUAAGUUGGAUCCAGGUGAUUCGCAUUGCAUUUCCACGCAGCCAUGUGGGAGUGCAAUGGGUUGCACUAGUAUCGCAUUACCAAACUAAUUUUACUCAGUUCACUUCAAUUAAAUAAA
Messenger RNA from Drosophila arizonae, 3277 nucleotides. RefSeq names its product Sodium-dependent dopamine transporter (gene DAT). Gene Ontology annotation, biological process: sodium ion transmembrane transport; dopamine uptake involved in synaptic transmission; amino acid transport. Gene Ontology annotation, molecular function: dopamine:sodium symporter activity. Gene Ontology annotation, cellular component: axon; presynaptic membrane; neuronal cell body membrane. The record is from RefSeq and is a predicted model, not a curated record. Lineage: Eukaryota; Metazoa; Arthropoda; Insecta; Diptera; Drosophilidae.